Messenger RNA from Fonsecaea pedrosoi CBS 271.37, 2172 nucleotides. RefSeq lists its product as uncharacterized. Lineage: Eukaryota; Fungi; Ascomycota; Eurotiomycetes; Chaetothyriales; Herpotrichiellaceae. Gene Ontology annotation, biological process: mitochondrion inheritance. The record is from RefSeq and is a predicted model, not a curated record. The transcript has a single exon. Gene Ontology annotation, cellular component: mitochondrial inner membrane. Bases 1 to 2172 code for a protein of 723 amino acids.
AUGACAGAGGCCUUCGUCCAAGGCAUGCGCCAUGUCUCGAGGAUUGCUGCUUGUGCGCCAGCGCGGUCGACAAAAGCCGUCGAAAGGUUACCUGCGUCGUCCCCCCGAAGCUUCAGAUACCACAUACCCAGACGAAUAUCAAGCCUAACGACGCCGAACAACACCGCGCGCCGACUGUGGCAGCCCAACAAGCUUCCUGUCAAGACUCGAUCAUUUUCGACUGAAAUUUUUGUUGGGCAAGGUACACAAUCCCCGUUGAGAUCAAGUCCACCUUGGCUGCGAGCAUAUUCCAGAAAAGAUGGACACAUGCCAGAUCCUGGAUGGUUGGGUCUUGGGAGAGGCUUGAAGUGCGUCCGUAGUAGCCAAAGCAAAAUACCACACUUGGUCCGGCGGCGAGAUUUUCAUACUACACGCUUUCGAAGACAAAAGUCCGAGAAUGGAGGCGAGGGACGCACAAAACAAGAGAGAGCAGAAAAUGCGCCUGAAUCUGGCUCAGCAAAACCAGCUGACUCACAGCCUGGCUCGGGACAGGCUCAUUUCUAUCAAAGUCGUUUCUACGAUAGACUGCACAUGCCGCAGUUCCACCGUCCUACAAAGGAAGAACUACUGGCUGCGGCCACAGGAUUCUGGUCUCGCCUCAAGGUCCAUUUUAAAUGGUUCACAAUCAAGAGUACGAGGCCGUUCAACCUAGAUGAGAUUGUCGGAUUCAUCUCGUGGAUCGCGUUAGGUCAUGUCAUCUGGAUUGUUGUCGGUACGACGACAUUUGUCUCGUUGGCCAUUCUAGCCAUCAACACCGUCUUUGCACAAGAAACUCUUGCUGGCUGGAUUGGGAAUUACUUGACAAAGUCGUCUGGCCUUCAGGUCGUUUUCGAGUCUGCCAUUGUCCCUAAGUGGGGUGAUGGGGUCAUCACAUUCAAGAACGUCUUUGUCUCCAGGAGACCCGGCCGAGUCCGAUCCCGAGUAACCAAAGGAUCCCCCGAAGCAGCUGCCCAAGCAUCCUCGGCAGAAGAUCCCGUGCCUCCAGAAGAGCAGAACUAUACACAGUUCGACAUCACUAUCGGGGAAGUCAAUGUCACCCUCUCAUUUAGCAAAUGGUGGAACUCCAAGGGCCUCUUACAAAAUGUGGAAGUUAAACACGUGAGAGGGGUUGUCGAUCGAACUCAUGUUUUUGCGACAGGCGAAGAGAUUGAUCCAAAGUCGCUGAGACAUGAACACAACCCUGGGGAUUUCGAGAUCGAAUCCUUCAAAAUUGAAGAUCUUCUGCUCACAAUCCUCCAGCCUGAAGGAUUCCGGCCGUUCCCUGUCAGUAUCUACAACGCCGACUUGCCUAGAUUGCGGAAGCAGUGGUUGUUCUAUGAUUUCCUCUGUGCGAACAACAUCACGGGCGAGUUCGACAAAUCCCUCUUCACUAUUCAUCCUCGACAGACGCACUCCUAUACUGGUACAGUACUUUACGACCCCGAAGAUCCGUCCAACGAACCUUGGAAGAAACAAUCGCGCAUUCGCAUUGAUGGCAUAAACAUCGACCACAUCAACCGCGGCGUGGUCGGUCCCUUAUCUUGGAUUCAUGAAGGAAACGUUGAUAUUGUGGCGGACAUUAUGAUUCCCAACGACAGCGAGGAAUCUGUUAUAAAGGUCGUGACUGAUUUCUAUGAACGAAUGGAAGCUACACUGACCUCGAGGAAACAUCUUGAGCAACAGCGAUACGGCGAGAGUUCCCAACAAGACGAGCCCGUUGCCUCUGGUGGAGUUGUGUUGUCGAAUCCCAACUCUCAACCGGUGAGAGAAGAGGAUAAGCGAUUCAUAGUCAUGGAUCUCCGCAUUCACUUGAACGACGUUCGCGCCGUCGUCCCCAUCUUCACCCGCGACCUAUCAUAUAUCAACAACGCACUGAUCCGUCCCAUUGUUGCCUACAUCAAUUCCCGGCGAACAUUCAUUCCAAUCAAUUGUCGGGUUGUCAAACGACUCUCAGACUUUGAUGGCAGUUGGACCGUCUUUGAUUCCGGAUUGAUGGAUGAUUUGUCAGCCGAAGUGUACGACGCGUUCGCAAGAGAUGUGACAGAUGAGCAGGCACGGUUGAGACGGUUUAAGAAAGUGGGAUUAUGGAGUUUGCAGCUUGCAGUGCAGGCCAUUUUCCUGGUAAGUCCAGUCUGCCUGCUUGUCGCCACUUGA